CGCCAUUCCCAAUUUUCACCUCUCUGUUUGUAGAAGAACCCAAUUGAGAAAGAGAGAGGGAGAGGAGAUCAGUGAACAGGGGAAAGAUGAAGCUCUGGGUGAUGCAGCAGACCUGGAACAACCGCCGGAACAACUUCAGACCAAAUGGUCUUCUAGACUCUGGAAUUGAUGGUCCCUACAAAUCGCCGUCGGCUCUCUUCUGGUUAGUCCUCCAUGGCCUCUUCUGUCUCUUCAGCCUCGUAAUGGGUUUCAGAUUUUCUCGUCUCAUCAUCUUUCUCCUCUUCUCCACUACCAACAAUAAUAUCUCCUCCAUAACAAACCACCUCUACAACACGACUUUCACCUCCACCACAACCAAUGUCGCCGAGGGCCUCACCUCACAGACCCUGCCUACGCUUCAGAAUCCAGACACUCCUUUCAAUGAGACAACCCAUAUUAACACCGGCAGCCACAUCGUUGUUGGUCGUCAUGGGAUCCUUGUCCGUCCCUGGCCUCACCCGGAUCCCGUUGAGGUCAUGAAAGCUCAUCGUAUUUUGGAGAGAGUUCAGAGCGGACAGCGGCUUCAAUAUGGGAUUAAGAACCCAAGACCAUUGAUUGUUAUCACACCGACCUACGUCCGCACCUUCCAAACCCUUCAUCUCACAGGCCUAAUGCAUUCGCUGAUGCUUGCUCCCUAUAAUCUCACCUGGAUAGUCGUUGAAGCCGGAGGACCUACUACUGAGACAGCUUCUCUUCUCGCCAAGUGCGGUUGUCGAACUAUCCACAUCGGUUUUGAUGAACGGAUGCCAAUUUCCUGGGAGGAUCGCCAUCAAAUGGAAGCUCGAAUGCGGCUUCGUGCCCUGAGAGUUGUCAGGGACCAGAGCUUGGAUGGAAUUGUGGUGUUUGGGGAUGAUAGUAAUAUGCAUAGCAGGGAGUUAUUCGAUGAAAUCCAAUCUGUAAAAUGGUUUGGUGCUGUUUCAGUUGGAAUUCUUGCUCAUUCCGGGAACCCAGAUGAGUCUUUGACUCAGAAGCAGAAUGAUGAGAACUCACCUUUGCCUGUUCAAGGCCCUGCUUGUGACUCAUCUGGAAAUUUGGUCGGUUGGCACACAUUCAAUCCCCUGACUUCUGAUGAGAAGAGUGCCACUUACAUUGGUGACAGCGCAACAGUGCUGCCUAGGAAGCUAGAAUGGGCUGGGUUCGUUCUGAAUUCCAGGUUGGUCUGGAAGGAAGCAGAGGAUAAGCCAGAUUGGGUUAAGGAUCUAGAUACACUGGAGAGGAAUGGGGGUGACCUUGAGAGUCCUUUGUCUCUUUUGAAGGAUGCUUCCAUUGUGGAGCCUCUGGGUACUUGUGGGCGCAAAGUUCUGCUGUGGUGGCUUCGAGUUGAAGCUCGUGUGGAUGGCAGGUUCCCUCCUGGAUGGAUAAUUGAUUCUCCUUUGGAGAUUACUGUGCCUGCAAAGCAUACACCUUGGCCAGAGACACCUCUGAAACUCCCAUCUGAUGAAAAAGUUGGUGGCACCCAAGAGCACAUGGUGAAGCAUACUGGUAAAACUGGUAAAGUUUCCAAGUCAAAACAUGGCCGCCGUAAGAGGUAGCAUGAAUCAAGGAUAGGAGAUGCACAGGUUUCCCAGAGGCAGACUGAAAAGAAGUGAAGCCCGCUUAGUAGGAACAUCCAAGAAGACUGUGUUACAUGAGGUUAAGACCACAGCUCUUCUGCUUCGCAACAAUCUAUAGAGAGGUGGUUUUGCUGGUUAUUUUAUUUAUUGGAAGGCAUUUCUUAUAGUUGGCCACUUGAUUUUAUCACUUCAGCUUUGGUUUCAUCUAGUUCGACUGUUCUUUCCUUUCAUUUGGUUGCUUUGAUAUUCUGGCCUUUCGAAGGAGGUGGGUUGACCAACAUCUACUGCAUCCCCUGAUCCACAGAAACUUUGAGUCAAUAUGCCGAAAAUUUUCUCCAUGACUCUUGAAAUAGGAAAUCUUUGUUUCUGCUCAGUGCGAAAUUCUUUUUAGAAAUGAUCCCAAAUGUAAUAAAAAGUUGUUACUUUUUGGCAAUAUGCUUGGAAUUUUAUACAGAACUCUGAAAUAGAAAAUCUUUGUUUCUGUUCAGUGCAGAAUUCAUACCAAUUGUAAUAAAAUUGUUUUCUUACA
Macadamia integrifolia is the source of this 2121-nucleotide messenger RNA. Its product is annotated as probable beta-1,4-xylosyltransferase IRX14H. Gene Ontology annotation, cellular component: Golgi membrane. The record is from RefSeq and is a predicted model, not a curated record. The transcript has 3 exons. Gene Ontology annotation, molecular function: xylosyltransferase activity; galactosylgalactosylxylosylprotein 3-beta-glucuronosyltransferase activity. Bases 87 to 1571 code for a protein of 494 amino acids. Gene Ontology annotation, biological process: plant-type secondary cell wall biogenesis; glucuronoxylan biosynthetic process. Lineage: Eukaryota; Viridiplantae; Streptophyta; Magnoliopsida; Proteales; Proteaceae.